Messenger RNA from Jatropha curcas, 1099 nucleotides. Its product is annotated as mitochondrial ATP-independent inner membrane protease subunit 1a. The record is from RefSeq and is a predicted model, not a curated record. Gene Ontology annotation, molecular function: serine-type endopeptidase activity. Gene Ontology annotation, cellular component: mitochondrial inner membrane peptidase complex; membrane. NCBI's taxonomy places the organism in Eukaryota, Viridiplantae, Streptophyta, Magnoliopsida, Malpighiales, Euphorbiaceae.
GGCGGUUGGUUUUUUGGUCUUCCGAAGAUUAUUCUUCGAUUUCUAAUCGCUGCAUUCUUCUUCUCGCUUUUGUCCAAUCCAAACUCAAGCUCAAGCUAUUGAAACACUAAUUCCCAAGAAACUCAAGUUCAUCACAUUCAAUUUUCCUCUCUCUUUAUUAGGCUGCUCAUGGUCGGCGGCACCUGGUGCAGCUCAUACUGUACUGGUAGAGAGCUAGUGGCAGUCACCGAGACAGAGCAACUAUGAGUCUGAGAAAUCUACAGCUAUGGAAGAGCUUUGCCAAGGAAGCACUGGAUGUAUCAGUGUUGCUUGGCAAAUUCUUCUGCUGCCUUCACAUCACCAACACCUAUAUAUGCACUGUUGCUCUGACCUAUGGACCCAGCAUGCUCCCUACCCUGAAUCUCACAGGUGACCUGGUCCUUGCCGAAAGAAUCUCUCCCCGGAUUGGCAAGGUGGGGCAUGGUGAUAUUGUUCUCGUAGAGUCCCCUAUAAAACCUAAAAGGGUUGUCACCAAACGCGUGAUUGGCAUGGAAGGCGAUCGAAUCUCAUACAUUGUUGACCCUGCGAACAGUGAUGAAACCAAAACUGUUGUGGUUCCAAAGGGGCAUGUUUGGGUAGAAGGAGAUAAUAAAUAUGAUUCGACAGAUUCAAGAGUGUUUGGAGCGGUUCCUUAUGGCCUUCUUCAGGCAAAAGUAUUCUGUAGGGUGUGGCCACCAAAAGAUAUUGGACCAUUGGGAGAAAGAGCAAUAUAAAGGCAUGUUCUUUUUAAGCUACUACUACUACUAUUGUUAUUGAUGGAACAUUAUUGAGGUUGUCUUAGUCAGCAGUCAUAGAGUAGCUGAAAUCAAGUUUGGAAAUGAAUAAGGCACAGCACAGUAGGACUGCAUAGUAACUCUUGCUUUUGAAUCUUAUCGAAUGAAUGGCUUUCUGGCUGAUAUCUCUAUUCUGCCAAAAUAUGGAAUCAAGUCUUGUAUGCUGCUCCCUUGGCUUUAUGCAACAUGUGUUUAUGUAAAUAUUAUUGAAGUAGCAACACCCACUGUGGGCUUCCCGCUAUCCUGCUCCCUUGUCUUGGGUUAAAUUAGCAAGGAUUUUAUUAUUA